AUGAAUCCUACUCACCUCCUGGUCCUGGCAGCAGUUUGUGUCUCCUUUUUGGCCGCCUCGCAAUCUGUCCUGCCUCGCAACCUGUUACAAUUCGGCAACAUGAUCAAAUGCGCGAUCCCCGGCAGUAAACCCGUGCUGGAUUAUGCGAACUACGGUUGCUACUGUGGCUUCGGAGGCAGUGGGACACCUGUGGACAAACUGGACAGGUGCUGUCAGGCUCAUGACCAGUGCUACUCUCAAGCCAAGAAGCAUCCUGCAUGCAGGUUCCUCCUGGACAAUCCGUACACCAAGACCUACUCCUACACCUGUUCUGGAGGCAUCCUCACCUGCAAAGACGACAAAGAUGAGUGCGCAGCCUUUAUUUGCAACUGCGACCGCUCGGCCGCCAUCUGCUUCGCCGGGGCCCCUUACAACAAGGAGUACAAGAAAUUGGAUACCAGCAAGUAUUGCAAAUAA
Protobothrops mucrosquamatus (brown spotted pit viper) is the source of this 456-nucleotide messenger RNA. RefSeq names its product phospholipase A2 group IB (gene PLA2G1B). Gene Ontology annotation, biological process: fatty acid biosynthetic process; arachidonate secretion; lipid catabolic process. The transcript has 4 exons. Gene Ontology annotation, molecular function: signaling receptor binding; calcium ion binding; phospholipid binding. The record is from RefSeq and is a predicted model, not a curated record. Bases 1 to 456 code for a protein of 151 amino acids. NCBI's taxonomy places the organism in Eukaryota, Metazoa, Chordata, Lepidosauria, Squamata, Viperidae.